This is a messenger RNA of Rhizophagus irregularis DAOM 181602=DAOM 197198, 673 nucleotides long. RefSeq lists its product as uncharacterized. The record is from RefSeq and is a predicted model, not a curated record. Lineage: Eukaryota; Fungi; Glomeromycota; Glomeromycetes; Glomerales; Glomeraceae.
AAAUAAAAAAAAUAAUUUAUUAAUUUAAUUCCAAAAUUUAGUUUUAUGUAUUUUUAUUGAAAUGUUAAAAAAAUUAGUUUUAAGUCCUAAAUGUAAUUUUGUAUUUAGAGUUCUCCAAAUUGCUGUCAUAGGAGUAAUUAUGAUUUUGGAAAUCGUGCAAUUUAUAUACUAUAAUGCAUUCUUUGUGAAUCGAUUAAGAUGGUCAUCAUCUCAUUAUUUUAGCACUGAAUUAAAAGAUGUUUAUGGUUUAAAAAGUUAUUACACAUUUGUUAUACUUUUUACUUGGAUUGAUACCGCUCUAUAUAUCGGAUUAUUUCAUAAAUUUCGCGCAAAAUCGGAUAGUAACAUAUUAAAUAUUAUUAGCGAUAUUUUCUUUACUGCUAUGUGGCUAUCAGUUGGUUUAACAAAUAUUAUUCCAUAUUACAAAUCCACUGAUGGUUUGAGUUGUCCAAAUUAUAAAUUUUAUUCAACAGAAGGGUAUUCAGAAUUCGGAAGUUUAUGUCAAGCAUAUUUUGGUAGUAUGAUUUCAAGUUGGAUAAUGUUCUUUUUAUUUAGUAUUUCUACUUUGUUUUCAUGUAGAGCAUAUUAUGUAACUUCCAAAGAAUUAGAUGUCUAAAAGGAUCGCAUAUUUCCUUUAAAAAAAAAAAUGCUUAAUUGAUAUUUAUUAACAAUC